Molecule: messenger RNA, 5465 nt
Organism: Malaclemys terrapin pileata
Lineage: Eukaryota; Metazoa; Chordata; Testudines; Emydidae
Exons: 17
Coding region: 193-1971 (592 amino acids)
Cellular component (GO): precatalytic spliceosome
Molecular function (GO): zinc ion binding; single-stranded RNA binding; double-stranded RNA binding
Source: RefSeq, a predicted model, not a curated record
GUGACGUUUCGUGUUGGGGUCCCGGAUGUAGUUGCGCAUUCCCUGAGUUACUGUUGCUGGCGUUUUCUUCGGGAGCGACCCCGCGCCGGCCGCAUCCACGUUCCUCUGACGCCCUCCCAUCUCCUCUGGCCUGAGGCUCUGAGUUCUACUCUCCUUCUCUCCCCUAGCUGUGCUCUGAUCCACUUUUACAAGAUGAGCACCACCAAUGUGGAUGAUGCUAAACCAGAAGAUGUUAAACAAGAAUCUGAGAAAAAGAUAUUUUAUUGUGAGGUUUGUAAAGUUCCAUGUAUGAGUUCUAUAAGCCUUCAGUCACACUUCCGUGGAGCAAAACAUAAAAAGAAAGAGAGAGCCAUGAAUGCUUAUCGUGCUCCCGCUCCAGUGAUAUAUGAAACACAGAGACCAGUUAAGCGGAAGCUUACAAAGGACAUAACCUGUCUGAAAGAUUUUAUGAAAGAUCCCAAAAGAGAGGAACCUCUAGUUGGUUUAGAACAUGUGGUCGAAAUCAGAUUUGAAGGGAGGAGAGAGCCACAUUAUGAAUGCAAACUGUGUGAAUUUAACACGGAGAUGGCACCUAUGAUAGAACAUCUCAGUGGCUAUAAACACAGAAGAGCAUAUAUUUCUAAAGAAUUUCCAGAUAAAAUGAAGAAAAACACACCAGGUGUGAAAGAGGACAAAGUCUCAUUUCUCAGACGGAUAGCGAGAGAGAUAGAAAAGGCUGAAGGUUUGAAAAUGUAUAAGACUGAAGGUUAUACAAGACCCAGUAUAUCUUCCUCAUCAUCAAAGAAAAAAUCAAGGUGGGAAGAUGAUUACAAGCCUGAGAAUGAUCCAGUUCGAAAGCAGAAAGCCCUAGAAUACUUGGAAUCUUUUCGGGUCACCUCAGACACAGAAGCAACUCUGGUAGUUAGUAUUACACAAGAGCUGACCGAAGCUUUGAAGACCUUUUGUAAAAAGAAAGCAGCUGUCAAUUAUGCCAGCAGCCUGAGGCCAUUGAUGUCAAUAUCUCAAGAUGAGCUUUCAGCAGGAAAAAACAUCCCAAAACCAUACAAGCCUUAUGAAAAUUACAAAGGCAAUUCAGGAAAUACUAAUUGGAAUCAAGAUUUUUCAUCUCAAAGACCUGAACAGGAACAAUUUACAUCACAAUUGGAUGCAAACACUUCAUUCACCACUGCCAGUUCAUAUAGUUACCAAACAGGUGAUGGAUCAUCCUCAUAUGGACUAAAACCUAAUGAUUCUGCAACAAUGGCUGCACUCAGUAAUUCAUUUGCCCUUCAGACGGGAGGCUUUGCUACUGGGAUCAAUGAAUGGCUGAAGCAAUUCAACCAAUCUGCUUCUGUAUCCUCCCAGUCCACUUCAGUUGGAGGCACCUCUCCCUACUUCACAUAUUCAGGGAGUGGGUAUUCAACAGAAUACAAGUCUAAUAGUGCCCAAGGAAACAAAACUACGGCACCUGAUAACAGAAUGGCUUAUGGUGUUGGAGGUACAAAUUGGAAGAGUCAAAGAGCAUUUCCAAAUACAAGGAAUUUACCUGACCAGAGAUCAUCCUAUUCUGCUUCCUCUGCUACAUAUCCUUCAUCUGGAGGAUAUUCGACAAACUACCCUUUACAAGGCUGUUCAUCUUACUACAGAGGUGGGUCUUCAAAUUCCACUUCUUCAUCAAGAGGUGGUUCUAGUUGGUCAGAAGAAUCAAGAUAUCAGAAAUCAAAUUUCAAGACUGAUUCGGCCUCAUUUCGUUCCUCCUCUUCUGUCCACAAUUCAUACAAAGAUUACCAACAACAAAACAGAGAGUCAGAUAAGAUGUUUGAUGAAGAUGCCAGUGGUCUUACUCCCAACAUUCUGCAUAGACUUCAAGGAAAGGAUGUACCUACAAUGACCAGAAUGCUCAAGCAGCUGACUCCAUAUUAUCCAGCACUUCAAAAAAUCAACAUUGAAACAUUAGUCAAAGCAUUAAUUAAAACUAGAGAAAUAAAUUAAGAAGAUAAAACAGCUGAAUUGGAACUGAUGAACAGAACACUGAAGAAUCUUCACUUCAAGUUUUUAGGAAACAAACUCAACAAUUUAGUUUUGGAUGUGUUUUUUUGGUUUUGUUUGUUUUUUGUGGAAGGGGGAUAGGGUUUAUGUUUUUAGUACAGUAAAAAUGUAGUUGGAGCACAAAUUAUUGUCAUGGAGAUGAAUAUACUGUUCAGGUAUUUUUAUGCAUUUGUUAAAUAUUUUUAGUAGAUUGCACUGGAAACUCUUGGUUUUUGAGGGGCUGGUUAAUAUUAAUCACCCUUUUCCAAAAAGUUUUUGUAUGUUACAAUCCAUUUAGGAAGAAUAUUCACUGAAAAUAGAGUUCCAUUGCAUGAAAAAUACAGAAAUGCAUUACUUCACAUAUAAACCAAUGGCCAGUUCUUCUACUUUUAGACUUUUUAAUGAGUUAGGAUACUUCUUAGAAGUGACUAUACUGAAUUUCUUUUUGGAACACAUUAAAAUGAGGGGCCCUAAACAAAAUGUUUCUCCUCCUGUGGACUUAAAAUGUGCUCUUAAAUAAUAAAAUGCAAACACUUGUUAGUGGAAAAACUUAACCAAUUUUAUUUUUAAAUUGUAAAAAUGCACACAAAUAUGGAAAUACAACCAGAAUUCUAUUGUGUAGAAUAGCAUUCUGCAUUUUCAGUUUUUAUUUGUAAAAAUAAUAAUCAGGGCAUUUUGCAGUGUUUAUUUUCCAAACAUUAAAACCAGAAUGAAAUUGGGUUAAAAUUUAAAAAAUAGAAAAAUUGGGGGGGAGCAAAAAACCCUUUUGUAAUAUACACAUUUUACUACAGUAUAAACUUUUUUUUAAUGUACAAAGGGAUAUUUUGUGUGUCUCAGAGCUAGUAGUUUUUCCAGGUAUCCUGGUUUGCAUAUGCUCGCAUCAUUUUCUCCUAAGUAUGCUCACUCAUAUUGAGCCUCUUGCUGUCUUGGAGGUAAUCCAACUUUGAAAAUGUGCACUCUGCAUCAAUAAAUCCAGGGGGUACACUCAAAGCUCGCAGUGCUACUUUGCUGAAGUUGGGAAGUAUGUCUUGAUGACUGUUCCAAAAAGCCCAUACAUUCAGUUUUGCAUUGUCAGGAUUAGGCAAGUUCAUGUAAGCAGUAAAUUCCCCUUUCAGAUUUGAAAUCUUAUCUUUAGUGGCAAAUGGUUCAAAGGCUCUGGCAUAAUGGUCAUAGUUUGCUGCAAAAUUCACCUUGAGGAAGGGGUGCAACACCUGGAUGACAUUCCAAAAAGAAUCUUCGGCACCAAACACUUUGGGGUUCAGAUUAUGGGUCAUGGGCGUCUCCCAUCUCUCACUGAGUAUUGUGUUGACGGUUUUGAAUGCUUUUUGGUUUUCUUGUGUUCUGGGGUCCGAAGGAUUUCCAGAAAUGGCUGAGUUUUCUCAUCAUAUGUUUCUCCUGCACCUUUUGUGUUCGGUUUAGCUGAGAUUUUGGUUGUCUGGAUCCAGUAAACCUCUGUAUUGGCAGUAGUCUGAGAAACAAGGAAAACACUGGAAUUAUCACACAAUGAUUCCAAGUUUUCAACAGUGAACAUUAUCUUGGUGAGCAGAAUCUGGUAGUCAUUCUGGUUAUUUGCCAGUCUCUUCAGAGUUUCUGCUUUAGAACCAUUAAACUCGGGAUGAUCUAGAGAUGCAUUAGCACAAUCCACGCAUUAUUUAUAUGACCGGCAGUGAAGUACAAGCUCUUCCACCAUUGUGGCACAACGGGGUAGAUAAUCAGCAGUCAGCUCUGCACUCAUCUUGCACUGUGUAAAACAAAACCUUCAGCUUGUCUGCAUGCUUGAAAAUGGCCCCGAAUCCAGUGAUGGAAGAUUUCAACUCUUUCAUUUCUUCUGUAGCAGUGGCUGCUUACAGCGCAACAUUAAUCAGAUGAACAGGACAGGUAAUAUGUCGCAGCUCCGGUUUUUGAGUGAGUUUAAUCUCCCAUGCAAACGUAACCAUCUAGGAAGCAGAAUCUGUGUUAGUUGUGGCAAGUUUUCCCAAGUUAGUUGGUACGUAUCAAACAUGUCAGUUAUUGCUGCGUCGACAAAAUGGGUGACACGGUCACCAAUAGGCCCUUCUGCAAUUAACUAAUUGUCCAGCAAAACAAAGAGCACACACACACUCAUUGACACAAUCGUACUUCGUUCUCUUUCAUUAAUGCGCUAGUGAAAGCUCCUGAUACUGACUGUUUAUCCCAAAGCUCACCACCUUCUUCAAGCUUCUUGUGUUGCUUGCUUUCGACAUACUCCUUUAUUCUGUCAGCGUGAACACUAACCUCAGUGCUGCAGUACUCGCAGCGUAAUGCAUCCUCUUCACUCCCCUCUUUACUUUUCUUGAAAAUUUCUAAGCAUUGAUUUUUCCUACUGGUUUUCAGGCAUAGAUUUGCGUUUUCACCCCAUGUUUCCCUUUUUACUUUAUCUUUAUCUGUGAAGGAUUGAUUGUUUAAAUUCAGCGCCACACUAAACAGAUGCAAAGAAAUAGGUGGGCAGUGUCUCCUUGUGAGCCAAUAAUAAUGUGUUAUUAACGUUGUCAGUUUUUCCGAUCUCUACCGUGUGCGUGUUCUGUUUUACACUUCGGAAUUGCUUUAAUCUCAGCGCUGCAGGACACAACAAUCGUGUAGUGUUAGUGUUUAACAAAGUAAGUACCCCCCAAAAAUAGAGUGGAUUGAUAAAUGGGUGUAAAUCAGUAAAAACUGAACUACUCUUUAAUUUAAAAAAAAAUGGUAAUGGUGAAAAUCGGUAAAAACUGAAAACACAGAACAGCAAGAAUGAGACAAUUACAAAUCAUCAUGAGGCCUAGAACAACUUACUUAAGUCAGCACCAGCCAUGUUAAGACAGGCUUCAGAGUAGCAGCCGUGUUAGUCAAGACAAUUGGUGAUUCACACCAGAAUAGAAAUUCUUCCUUCGUUUCAUUAUCAAAAACAAACUAGGAAAUAUUGGAACCUGUGUGAAAUCCAAUAUAAGUAUUGGGGUAAAGUUCAAAUAUAAAAAAAAAUCACAAACUUAAUUUUUAAGUGAACGCUUUUCAAUUCAUAAUUACAUUGAGGUUCUGAUUUCUCUCCCUCCCCUCCUGCGGUGCCGAAAUCCAACUUCAUUAAGAGUUAUGAAUGCACAGUACCUUUUUUUUUUUUUUUUUUAAAGCCAGGCUCUAGGUGUCUAAUUAUAAAUUAUGAGCAAAGUUUUAUCAAGUCUAACAUGAGAUUAAAGAUCUUAGAUACAGAAUUAAAAAGGGACUAGGACAGCUAAUUAUAAAGAUACGUUCUGUUCAGUGCCUUUGAGGAAAUUGUAUUCUGUGUUGUAAUGCAGACAAUGUAAAUUUUCUUUACUCCUCACCCACUUUUGUGAUGCAUUUCACUUUCUGCAUUAAAUCCCAGUGGUGCUGCAAAACCAUCGCUAGCUUCAUCCUAGGUUUGCAUGAGAUGUCAUAUUGCUUCCCACUAAUAUCUUUUAUACUCAAUUAUAGAAUAUUGUACAGUUUUG